Xenia sp. Carnegie-2017 is the source of this 848-nucleotide messenger RNA. Its product is annotated as protein 4.1-like. The record is from RefSeq and is a predicted model, not a curated record. Lineage: Eukaryota; Metazoa; Cnidaria; Anthozoa; Malacalcyonacea; Xeniidae. The transcript is spliced from 10 exons. Gene Ontology annotation, cellular component: plasma membrane; cytoskeleton. Bases 99 to 848 code for a protein of 249 amino acids. Gene Ontology annotation, molecular function: cytoskeletal protein binding.
ACGACGGUGCAACAUUAACAAAGUGUCCGUAUGCUUCGUGGAAUGCUAUAUUUGUUAGAUGUAUUAUCUUCGCAAAGCAUUUUCAUUUGACAAGAAAUAUGGAGGUAGAAACAAGUGAAAAUGUAGGUGAGAGUGCCACUAAAAGUGGAAAGCCGAGUAGAAAUAAACUUUCGUGUAGCAUAGCAUGUCUAGACGGUGCGAACUUUAACAUCAAUAUUGAGAAAAAUGCGCCAGGAAAACUGCUUGUUGACAAAAUAUGCAGUCAUUUGAAAGUGGACGAAAAAGAAUACUUUGGCCUACUUUACGUUGAGCAUAAGACUGGCCUGAAGCGUUGGUUGGAAACAUACAAGCCAAUAAAGAAACAGCUAAAUGGAUCUGAACCGAAUUUCGAAUUUGCUGUCAAAUUCUUUGAGCCAAAUCCUGAACAGGUCAACAAUGAUUACACCAGAUAUCUUAUGGCUCUUCAAAUCCGAGAAGAGAUUGCCACAGGAAGUCUUCCUUGCUCGUUCUCGGCCCAGGCCUUGCUCGGAUCUUAUGUUAUACAGUCCGAGUUUGGGGAUUAUGAUCCUUUACAACAUGGUCAAGAUUAUCUUGAUGGAUUAGUCUUCGCACCAGAACAGUCACCAGAGCUCAUUAUGAAGAUUAAAGAACUCCAUAGGAGUCACAAAGGUUUGACACCAAUGGAAGCAGACUUACAAUACCUAGAAUAUGCAAGAAAGUUAACAAUGUAUGGUGUUGAUCUUCAUGAGGCCAGGAAUGUUCAUGGUGCUGAUAUACAUGUUGGUGUCUCCUUUGCUGGUAUUGCUAUAUACAAAGAUCAAAUUCGCACCAACAAAUUUACUUGGUAA